AUUAUCUAUAAAAAUUUAUAAGUGUGGAUUUAGUAACGAAUUUCUUCUAUCGGAUUAUUCGUUCAACAGACCUUUAAGAUAAUAAAAGUAUACAGACCAAAAACAUGUUACCACCAUUAUAUAAAAUGGCACAUUACACUCAAUGUGCUGCGGAUCCUAGCAAUUAUUAUUGUUCAGCUCAAGCUGAACUAAUUGUACCAUCUACAAAUUUGAAUAUGGUAAAUAUGUUAAAAAAUAUCAGUUUAGACAUAAGUAGAUUUGACCGAAAAUUUAUAUACAGAACUCUAUGUAUACCUAAAAGGUUUAUAAAAGAUGACUUUGAACUCAACUCUUAUUCAUCUUACCUAGUUAAUGAAGAAAUAGAGCCAUUUCGGUUAAGUGCCAAAGUUGAAGAUACAACUUGUAACAAAAUAAAAUUGGAAAUGAAUGCCUAUGAUAUAAUUUUUUUGAUUCUGGUCAUAGUUUACAAUGUAUUGGUAAUAUUUGCUACUUAUAAGGGAAAAAUCUAUGAGAAGGAACAGGGAUUUAAAAAAACAAUUUCAAAAUUAUCUUUAUUUCACACAUGGAAAAUAAGAUCCAGGAUACCAGAUACCACAGAUUUCAAAAACUUAUUGAAUGUGAACGGAACUCGGGUGCUAGCAAUGUUAUAUAUAAUUUGCCUUCACCUCUUUUUAAUAUAUCAUGGUACCUUUAUUAGCGAUCCCGAAACAUUUGAACAUCUUCUUUAUACUUUUACUGAAUAUAUAAUUGGAUAUUCGGCGAUGUAUAUGGUUUUGCACUUUUUCCUUAUAUCCUCUUGGCUGCUGACGAUUCAAGUGUAUAACAUACAUGAAAAACGUCAACUAACACUAAAGAAUAUUGGAAUACUGAUUAUCAACCGAUAUUUCAGAUUAAACUUUUCCAUUUUUGCUUUAAUGAUAUUCAGUGUGACUUCCUUCGCUACGAGAUUAGCAGGUCCAGCAAACUUCUAUGCAGUAAUAUCUAAUCAAAAAGCAUGCAAUGAGAAUUGGUUCGCUUCGUUGUUUUUCUUUGCUAAUUUUUAUCGGCUAGGAGAUAUAUGCAAUGUUGUUACAUGGCAUGUGUCAGCGGACUUUCAGCUUUACGUUAUAAACUUAUUCUUACUGUACAUUAAACUCAAAUAUAAGUUUAAUGAUAUUAAAUUUUUUGCCACUGUAUUGAUAUUUUCAAUGUUUUUACAUGGCAUGGUCUUACAAAUUUUCGAUGCUGAUCCUAUUUAUCCACCAGUUCCCAGAUAUUGUGAAUUACAUUAUUGGUAUUCUUCACUAAAUUUUGUGGUCUCAUAUAUGUCACCUGCUUCGAUAUGGCCCUCAACUUUAAUUGGAAUAAUAUUUGGACUAGUUUACAUUAAAACUAAAAAUGUUAAUAUAAAAGCAUCAGUGAUAUUAAACACAAUAUGGUGUGUAACAACUCUGGGACUAAUUUAUUUGUCUGUCCGGAUGGGUUCCGUAAAAAUUAAUGGCGUUAAACGUUCUAUGCUUGGACCCAUAAUUAAGCCUUUAUUUUGUCUAGGAUGUGCAAUUGGUGUUUAUGGCAUGUCUCAUAAUCUUGGAGGUCCGGUGAAGAAACUUAUGGAAUCCAAAAUAUUCGUAGUUCUAAGCAACUUCGUUUAUGGUAUUUAUUUAACCCACUUUUUAUUCUUAGUAUUAAUUAAUAAAUUUAAUACGGAGCCUAUAUACAUAAACUUAUGGAAAAUGGUUCAGGACUACAUAAUCAGCGUUAUUUUGAGUUUGUUAUUCGGUAUAUAUUUUACUCUGAUUGUCGAAGAACCAGGAAAUAUGCUUCAAAAGAAAAUUUUACCACAAAUUACCAAAUGGGAGAAGAUUUCUAAAACCAAUUAAUAAUAAAUUUUAUUUUUUUGAAUUUAUGUAGAAUUAUAGUAUUUAUAGUAAAGUAAUAGUACAUAAACAAGAUUUCACAAAA
Diabrotica virgifera virgifera (western corn rootworm) is the source of this 1941-nucleotide messenger RNA. Its product is annotated as O-acyltransferase like protein-like. The transcript has 12 exons. NCBI's taxonomy places the organism in Eukaryota, Metazoa, Arthropoda, Insecta, Coleoptera, Chrysomelidae. The coding region runs from base 105 to 1859 and encodes 584 amino acids. The record is from RefSeq and is a predicted model, not a curated record. Gene Ontology annotation, molecular function: acyltransferase activity, transferring groups other than amino-acyl groups.